Messenger RNA from Mytilinidion resinicola, 794 nucleotides. RefSeq lists its product as uncharacterized. Lineage: Eukaryota; Fungi; Ascomycota; Dothideomycetes; Mytilinidiales; Mytilinidiaceae. The transcript has a single exon. Bases 64 to 594 code for a protein of 176 amino acids. The record is from RefSeq and is a predicted model, not a curated record.
CGCUGGACAAUCGUCCACAUCUGACCACCAUAUCCUCACCCCAGGACCGCAAUAUCUUGCGAGAUGGAAUACGUCACAAUUCCCAACGAGGCAUGCGGCAGCACCACCCCUGGCGUAGGUGCUAUUAUCGACAUGGACGACCCUCGUAUCGUCGCCGGAUAUAUUGUCAAGGUCAACUUCCAUAAGCUGGUAUCUGAAUGGGUGAGCGAGUCACUUGCCAUCCAACAUGCAGUGUUCAGUAGAGUAGAUUCACUGUACAAGGACGACGUCAUCGAAGUCAAGGGAAAGCUUGUACACAUCACACGUCGUCAGUCAUUGACAAACGCGACUGUUGUCUUAGCGAAGCCUUGCGCUGCUCCCAGCUGCGACAAGGUGGAUCCCCGAAUCCCAUGCUCUGGCUGUUUCAAGAAGACUUAUUGCUCGGAGGAGUGUCGGCAGGCGCAUGCGAAUGAGGCCCACCAGGGAGAGUGUGGUGUCGUUAGACGAUACCUCGACUUUGAGAACGCUCUUGAGGAUUUCUAUACAAAGAUGGAUCGGGGAUACUAUUACUAUCGGCUGGAAUCUGUUCAGGGUGGCAGCAUUCGAUGCGAUUGAGCUUGCUCAAGAGCCCAUCUAGUUUCCUUGGUAUGGUAGAACUCCUCAGAAUGACACACUUUCCUCAGUCAUUCUCAUGUAUCUAGAAACCCUGGGGAAUAGGUAAAUGUCUCCAUAGAUGAAUCGAAAGGUAGUGAGUCAUGAAAUCGGCCGGUAGACUCUUCGCGGACUUCUCAACACCGUGACCUACAAUGAAAUCU